This is a messenger RNA of Aspergillus sclerotioniger CBS 115572, 3927 nucleotides long. Its product is annotated as NPA1/URB1 family protein. NCBI's taxonomy places the organism in Eukaryota, Fungi, Ascomycota, Eurotiomycetes, Eurotiales, Aspergillaceae. The transcript has 4 exons. Gene Ontology annotation, biological process: maturation of LSU-rRNA from tricistronic rRNA transcript (SSU-rRNA, 5.8S rRNA, LSU-rRNA); maturation of 5.8S rRNA from tricistronic rRNA transcript (SSU-rRNA, 5.8S rRNA, LSU-rRNA). The coding region runs from base 215 to 3580 and encodes 1121 amino acids. Gene Ontology annotation, cellular component: nucleolus. The record is from RefSeq and is a predicted model, not a curated record.
UUUCAUUCAAUAGCACCUAAGACGUACAUGACUAGAAAGUGGAAGAUUCUAUCUUUUGCAAAAUUCCGCCGUAGUGGCACUAACCGGAGGCCCAAUCAGAAGCCGCAAAACUCUGAAGUCUGCAUCGGCCGAGGACUUGCCGGCCUACUAUCUUUAUUUUCCAGGCCCAGUUCCCCGGUCCUUCUCUCCAUCAAAGCAUCUGUUUUAGCCCAGAAUGUCUUCCCACGAGGAACAGUUUUCUCGUAACAAGAGGAGAAAGCUAGAUAAUUCCCAGGAUGCCGAGGCUCCUGCUAUCAUAACCUCUCACACGCAACUCCGCGCCGUCCUGGCUUUUCAACAAAAUGUUAAUGAAUCCAAGCAAGGUAUAAGAAAGUUCAAGGAUUUCCUUACUUCCAUUGGACAGACUGAGGAUGAGAGCGAAAAAGCCAAAAAGUUCCGCAUUCUCAAAGCGUAUUGCGAUUCGCAAUUCUCAAAGACUAAUGAGAAUGAUGCGGUCUGCUUUACCGAUCUCAUCCAGACCUGGAGCUUCGCGGACAGCAAUAACAACGAGUCGUUGUUGACCGUUGUCCCAUCCAUCCUAGCCCAGUUCUUCAAGACGGUCUCCAGCAAUCUGGACUUCCGGGAAUUCGGAGUGGCACUAUGCAAGUACCUCACCCAAAAAGAACAGCUGAGGCUUUUCAACCGUGGCUUGACAGCCACCAAGUCAAAGGAGCAUCUGAUUUCUCCCUGUCUCCGCCUUCUCACGGAGAUGAUCAGCUUCGAUGGUGGAGCUGCUGCGCGCCACGUCCAUGCCGCACGGUAUAUUACGUUCAAGCGGAUCGAGGUUUUCCUUACCCCUAAUAAAGCCCAACUGGAAGAAGUGUCAGAGGCUGGCAAGCCCACUCUACGUAGGAAUGCUCAGAAGUAUGUCCUUGCAUGCCUGAAAUUCCUGCAGUCAAAUUCGAAGAGUGAUGUCAUCGAGCAAAACAAGGCCAUUAGAGCUUUCCUCGAGUACGUUCGAAAAGACCCCAGGGACAUCGUCUUGGAGAUCAUCAGGUGUGUGGACAAGGAUAUCAUUCAAGAUUCUUCGCUUUCUCGCACGGCAAAGAGCAAAUUCUUCAGUCGAUGGAAUUUGGAGCGACUUGUUACCCUCUAUGGUUACGAUCGUGAAUCGGAGGAGCCCAACCCAACGAACAUUUCCACUGCAGAUGAGAUUCAUAAGAUCCUUAUGAACGUUUGCACGAAUCCCGAACUUGGGGUUUUGCUCCCAGAAAAUGGUUGGUACCCACAGGGAAGUGAUCCCGAGUCACUCCCUGUAGACGAUGAUGCGUUGAUCGAUCUAGGACUUGAUUCUGCUCUCCAUGUCGACAAGUUCGGCCAGACUGUACCUGUCCGCAAUGGAAAUCUGUCUUAUUUGAUCCAAAGUCUUCGUCCGGAUGCCGAUAGUCUCCAGAUUGAGCUGCUAGUGGCAAUAUUCAAGGCGGCCCCGGAGCUUGUGGCCGAUUUCUUCACAAAGAAGACCAUGUUCAUUUCAGACCCCAAGCCAACACCAUCCUGGCUGGCAGUAUCUGCGCUUCUUUUCUCUACCGUACAAUUGCCUGUGCCUACGAACUGUGGUUGGAAAGAGAAGUUGCCCCCGACACCGCCGCCGGUCUCUGUGGUCAUUGAAAACGUCCUUCCACGCCCGCUGACCCAGAAGAUCCUUACUCGCUGCCUGAACUUGAACGCCGAGAUCGUAACUUUGUUCGCGGUUCGAAUCCUGACAAUUGCUUUCAACAAACUGCGGGCUGUUUUGAAGAUUUUCAACUCUGAUCAUGGAAUUACCCAACCAUUGUGGACGCAGGCGGCAAGCAAGCUAAUUGCCGAGUUCAGUCGCCGGUGCCCUGGGGUAAAAGAAGUCAUACUUCUUUUCAAGAGAACGGACAAGGAGGACUUGCAGCAGCAAGAUGCUGUUUCAGAUCUUCUUGCCUCGUUUUACGAAGUGGUGCCGGACGCUGCAUUCGAGGAGGGGCUUGAUGUUUCACUGAUCUUGGUUGACAUUUUGAAACGACUAGAUGAGCAGACCCUUGACGAGGAUGAUUCCGUAUCCCUGCUCAGCCAGUUGCAAAAUAUUCUGAGGAUUAUACAACAGUCCUCAUCUAUGCGUUGGUGGCAGCAACCGGGUAGUAUGCAAUAUUCUGCUUUCUCGUCAAUCUUGAAAGUAUUGGCCGAAGCAGCGUCCAAAGACUCUCUGAGCGAGAUCGACAGCCUACUACGGACAGUCCUCACUGAGAGCUCUGUCUUACAGCACCCUUCCUCGUUCCCCGCGCUUCUUUCGAGCUUCGACACUUCGGAUUCUGAGAGGUACCAGCGUCAAUUAUCCUUCUUCGAUAACUGCGCUUGUCGAAUUGCGAAGAAGCCGGUUCAUUACCAAGACCUUCUUGACUCCCUGUUCCAGGGUGCUUCGAAACCGGUCAGCCAUCUUGUGGCUGCUAUCAUCGAACAGUGGCCGUUUGUGGUCAAGUCUGGAGAUGCGAAUUCUGAGAGUGCAGUGGUGUCCUGGAUCGCCAAAACGCUUGGAAGUUUGAAGCGCGCCGGAGAAGACAGCAAGACACUGAAGAGUGCCCGAGACAAGCUAUUGGACAGCGCCGAGAAUAAGAAGUCGAAAUCGACGCUCAAGAAAGCCUUGAAAGAUACUGAAGAUGCUGGCAGCGACCAUGACAUGGACACCAACGAUUCGUCGCAAGACGCUAAAACUACCGCUGGAAAGGAAGAGGUAGAUCUAGACGAAGUUUUCGGCACCCUACCAACGGAGGGUACCACCCAUAAUGGGCUGCGCCGAUGGGAAAAGGAUGAUAUUGAAGUUGCCGUGGAGCAAGGCCGGAUAGCCGAUUUGCUGCUCUGCUUGUGCUCGGAACAUGAAGAAGUCAGGAAGCAGGCAUUUGCGAACAUAAUUCGCUUCAUGGCUAAGCUCAAGGAGUCUAAUUACGUGGAAUGGCGAUCAGUCUACAUCCUCACCGGAGAGCUUCUAGAGACCGUCAAGCAGAUUGGCCUUGAGGCUCCCAUCCCAUGGAUAGUAGGGGAAUGCGCUUCUAACUGCCUCUCUGUUCUUACGACUCCGAUGCAUAAAAUGUAUGGGAAGGUCAACAAGUUCCUGCAGAAGGCUCCUUGCUGGGAGCCGGAGAAGAUCCCAUCGUACUGGAUCGAUAAGGUCUUCCUGAAUGAGCCCGAGCUUGACGACGGUUAUUUUGACGAAAUUAACUGGCUUCUGGACCUGCUUAUCAAGGGCCUUCGCACCGAGGCAGAUAUGGAUAUCUACCGCCGCGCGAACGUUUUCGAGAGAGCACUCUCAUUCUACGAGUCGCCCAGUGCAGGCUACUCUGCCAAGAGAAAGGUCUUGCAGUUGGUGUAUCGCUCGACGCAAGUACGAGGAAGCACGACACUGAUCACCAGAGCGGGCAUCCUCAGCUGGAUCCAAAGUCAGAUGCCGGCCGUCACGGCGAAAGAGACGCAGACUCUUACGGCCAUUGCUCAGUCCUUGAAGGAAACGUCGGACAGUGACCGGGUUUCCAAAUGGAGUGGAGGCGCCGCCUUGCAAGCGGUGGAGAACCUUGUGGGCUAGACACUAAAAGAGCUGUACGGGUCUUGGCUGUAUAUUAAUUGGCGUCUGAUUUGGGGCAUCUAGAGCAAUCUGUAUCGAUAGAUUUGGUCCGUUCUGGAUAGCAGAUGAUAGGUUGAUUUGAUUUUGCAAUUGUAUCUGUACGCUCCGGUGUCAUCGUUGAGGAAAUGAGACCCAUAUGAUCCCUAUAUGACAUAUCCCAAGCGAUGCUGUGAGUAGGUAUGUACUAUGUAUUUCAAACCGUCUCGGGUGCGGUAAAGAGGCGGUUGCGCAGGGAACACGAAAGAGUUCGUGGGGAACCAUGAAUGGGGAAAAAUCCGUAGCCUGUAGAUUUGGGGGUGGAAUUGACG